CUGCGGAGGACUUUGUUUUCUCGGUCAUGCCAUGGCGACCAACAUCGAGCAAAUAUUCCGGGAUUUCGUUAUGAAUAAAAUACGACAAAUUGAAGACGAAGUGCAGCAUACAGGGGUGACCAGCGAAGGACAUCCAAACGGCAGAGUGUCCCACUCUGUGGAGAAUGAAGGAAGGGUAACCAAUGAAAUGGAGAGCCAAGAGGAAAUCCGUACACACCCCCACCCAUCUGAAGCAAUGGAAAAUCCCACAAAUGCACAACUAGCAGAGGCAGACAAAGUCUUUGACAAUACGGUCGCCGUGAAGGAGCUGGUCAGCAAGGAGGGAAGUGAAACGCCACGUAAGAAAAGUAAAAAGCACAAACGACAUAAGAGCAAAAAGAAAAAGAAGAAAAAGAGAGAAGAGAAAGAGAGCAGCUCUGAGUCAGGAUUGGACUCAGAUGGAGACGCCCGAAAUCGACACAGUGCAAAGAACGAAGCCACAGCCAAUAAACAGGGACGAGACAAUGACCAAGGAGAUGAUGUGGAGGAAGGUUCGAGACGUUUGCACACAGAUCCAACAGGAGAGGAGGGAGAGGGAAGGACAAGAAAACAGAAGCGACACACAAGCAAGAAGAAGAAAAAAAAGAGGAGGAGAGAGGAGGAGAAGCUGGGAAAGAAAUCUCCAACCCGUUCUCGGUCGGAGAGCACUUCGGCUUCUGGAACUGAAUCUGAGAUGGAGUCAAAGCAAGCAUUGAAGCUGGUUUCCACCUCAUCGCCUGUGGUCACAUCAGAUAAUGUCAGACACAUGGAGAACGCAACGCCCUCAAUAGAGGCACUGACUGUAAAGUGUGAAUCCACCUUUGUAGAACACUAUGCGGAUCACGUAAAACCUAGCACCAAAGACAUGUCAUGCAGACUGCCUGUUGAGGAAAUGGUGGACUCCACUGAUAGGAAAGACUCUUCAGCUGUGGACUGUGUGGCUGCAGAGCACAAUGGUGAGCAGGUGAAUUUUCACAAUGCACAUUCACCUGAUCACAGGGGAGAACACAAGGAGGACUUGGACAUCCCAACAGAUGAAAACAGGAAGCAGGAUGGAGAAGGUGGAGAGAGGUGUGGAAACAGGUCUGGAUCACGUUCCAGAUCACGAUCCCCCUCGGAUGUAAAGAAGGAGACAACUCGUCAUACCCCAAGAAAGAAGAGCCGCAGUCCCUCCCGGAGCCCAAAGCAAUUGUCUGGUAAAUCUGGUUCUCCAAAGGCCCAUUCCACCUCCAGGAAGAGAUCUCGAUCUGCCUCCAAGAGGAAGAACAGCCCCAGGAAAAAGCGCUCUAGGUCUCGCUCAAGGAGGCGCAGGUCCAGAUCUCUUUCUGCCAAGAGGAGACAACGCUCUAAGUCCAGGUCCUGUACCAGGAAAAGGAGGUCAAAAUCUAGGUCAGUGCAACGCACUCGUCGCACAAGAUCCAGAUCUGUUGUACGCUCGCGUCAGUCUCGGUCAAAAUCACUUAGACGCAAGCAUUCGAGGUCCAGAUCAAGGACGUCUCGGUCUCAUGGGCAAAACCGACGCUCUCGGUCCCGGUCUGUUAGAAGGACCAGGCAGUCCAGAUCCUUGUCCCGCUCACGCCGUAGAAGGUCACGAUCCAGGUCAACCAGGCGAACCAGGCGGACUCGAUCAAGGUCCAUAGUUAUCCUGAGGAGUUCAAGGAGAAACAGAAGAUCCACAUCAGCAAGGCGGAAUAGAUCCAGAACAAGGUCCCCAAAAAGACGGCGGUCUGAAUCUCGGUCACCGCGGCGUUCCAGGCGUUCAAAGUCGAGGUCAGCAGUGAGGCGGAGGCGAUCAAAAUCCAAGUCUCAGAGGAGGAGCGUUUCGAAAUCGAGAUCUGCUCACCGGAGUAAGCGAUCAACAUCAAGAUCCCACACAAGACAUCAGUCAAAAUCUAAAUCUCCUAAACAUGGCAGUAAAGAAAGAAAAGGUUCCUCUCCUAAGAUGUGUAAGCACUCGAAAUCAAGCUCUCCCACAAGAAAUGAAUCAAAUGAAUCAAAAAACAGCCACCAUACAAGUCUGACUCUGGAGAAGACAAAUGAGGCAGAUGCUAUUUCUGAAGAAAUUACUCCUCAAGUUCUAGCUGGGCACUCAGUGAAAGAAGAACCCCCUUUAGAUUUUGCCAGCCCUGAAAUGGGACAGCCAUCUGCUGUGUCUGUUGAACACAGCACAGACAGCUCAGAGACAAGCUUUGUCCCCACUGGGUCCUGGAAACCAGUGCCCUUUUUAGUUGAUAGCAAGGUGGGGAACAAGCCUUCUCCUAUGAAAGAAGUGGCAAGUAUUUUCUCUUCUAAAGCCCAGGCUAAUGUUUCUGAGGAGCCCCAUGACAGUAGAUCUCCACAGAGGGGUGAAACUGAAAAGUGCUUUACAGCGGAGAUGGCUUUGACUCAUCAGGAUUUUUCAGUGCCCUCAGACUCCUGUGCUGACAGUCAAUCAGAACUGACCUGUAAACAGCACUAUUCUGAGUCACAGGGUGCGUCUGAUGGUAGAGGCGAGCAGACUGACAGGUCCAGGUCUGUUUCCCCACAGUCUGACAGGCGGUCUGAAUCGCUUCCUCCCUUGUCAGACAGAUCAGUGCUGGAAGAGUCGAAUCACAUUACAUUAAUGGACAAGAAAACUGAAAGUGAUGAGAAGUCUAUACAAUUGCCUAGAAGCUCACAUUCAAGAUCUCCUGCCAGUCAUGAUGGUGAUUCUUUGAGACCCCAGUCACCGUUAACAGAGGCAAAGCCACAUGCUGGAAGAGACACCAAGUCCACUCCGGAAAGUAAAUUGUCUAAACAAAGACAUUCUCCAGCAUCUCCUACCAGAAAGGAAUCUUCAAAGUCAAGAAGUCCCUCAAGGAGGAAGAAAUCAAAGUCCAGGUCACUUACUUGUAAAAAGCGUUCUAGGUCCACUUCAUCUUCUAGAAGAAGACGGUCCCUAUCAAAAACUACUGCUCGAAGGAAGAAAUCAAAGUCCAAGUCUCCAGCAAAGAAGAGGAAAUCCAGGUCUCCGUCUCGCAGUCGGAAGAAAAGGUCCAAGUCUAAGUCUCCCGCAAGGAGAAGGCGAUCAAGGUCGAAGUCAGUGACUAGAAAACGCAAGUCACAUUCAAAGUCCAGAUCCCCUAAAAGGAAACGGUCAAAGUCCAGGUCUCCUGCCAAAAGGAAGCGAUCAAAGUCCAGGUCGCCCACUAAAAAGAAACGUUCAAAGUCCAGGUCUCCGGGCCGCAGGAGGAGAUCUAAGUCCGCAGACAAAAGCAAACGCUCAAAAUCCCGUUCCCCGGCCAGGAGGAGGCGGUCGCGGUCCAGGGCUCGCCGCUCGAGGUCCCGGCAGUCGCGCUCCAGCUCUCGCCGGAGGAGGAGUGGCUUCCCCUUGAAUCGGCGGGACCGGUGGAAGCGCACCCCAAGCCACUCCCCUGUCCUCAUCCUCCGCAAGAGGAGGUCCGCUUCACGCGCCCGCCGAAGCUCUAGCAAGACCCCACCGCGCCUCACUGAGCUCGAUAAGGACCAGCUGCUUGAAAUCGCCAAGGCCAACGCAGCUGCCAUGUGUGCUAAGGCCGGCAUGCCUAUUCCCGAGAGCCUUAGGCCCAAGGCCAUCCUCCAGCUGCCUCUCCCAGCCCCAGUCCCCACGCCCAUGUCCCUGCCCCUGUCCAUGAAUCUCCCAGUAAACCUGCCCAUGGGCAUGUCCAACAUGCCCAACAUGACUAUGAGUGCAGCCGUGGCCACCAUGAACGCAGCCCUGUCCACCAUGAGCGCCCUCACAGCGAUGCCUGCCCUGCCCACCAUCACCAACAAGCCGCCAGCCACGGCUGUGCCCAACACUGCCAACAUCGAGGAGGUCAAGAGGAAGGUGGCGCAGAAGGCUAACAGCAUCAGCAUCAAGGAGCUCACAGAGAAGUGUAAGAAGAUUGCAGAGAGUAAGGAGGAGAUGGCUGUUAACAAGCCGCAUGUGUCUGAUGACGAGGAUGACGAGAAGCCAUUCGCAGGAGUGGGUCUCAGGGAGAACAAGGGAAUUACCUUCAGCCUCAGUAAUUCAUCGGCAAAACCAGCAACAAGAACCGAAGCGGCCUACGCUAAGGAGUUCCCAGUGUCUUCAGGGUCUCAGCACCGCAAGAGGGAGGGUGAUGGGGCCUAUGGAGAGUGGGUUCCUGUAGACAAGAAGGGAGAUAAGGCUGCAGGAACAACAGCUUCAGCAGCGGACGAAGAAGGCAAGGAGAACGACAGCGUCUUCCCUGACGCACCUCUUCAGCCUGUGGACAUCACGCUAGCCGUGAGUGAGAGGGCCGUGGCGCAGAAGCGGCUGGCGGAGAACCCCUUCGAUGUCAACGCCAUUUGCAUGCUGAGUCGGGCACAGGAGCAGGUGGAUGCAUGGGCCCAGUCCAACACCAUCCCGGGUCUCUUCACUGGCUCCACGGGCGCCCAGGUGCUGUCCUCUGAAGAGCUGUCCACUAGUGGGCCUCAGGCCUGGAUCAAGAAGGACCAGUUCCUGCGAGCUGCGCCCGUCUCCGGGGGUGUGGGCGAGUUCCUGAUGAGGAAGAUGGGCUGGCGUGCGGGCGAGGGACUGGGCAAAUACAGAGAGGGUACUGUGGAACCCAUUGUGAUCGACUUCAAGACCGACCGUAAAGGUCUGGUAGCAGAGGGGGAGAAGACCCAGAAGUCUGGCAGUCUGGUGGUAAUGAAGGACUUGCUGGGAAAACAUCCUGUGUCAGCGCUGAUGGAGAUGUGUAACAAGAAGAAGUGGGCGCCCCCAGAGUUUGUCAUGGUGCACGACAGCGGGCCUGACCACCGCAAGAACUUCCUCUUCAAGGUGGUGAUCAAUGGCACGGACUACCAGCCUCAGACUGCCAGCCCCAACAAGAAGCAUGCCAAAGCCAUGGCAGCAACGGUGGCCUUGCAGGCCAUGGGGGAGGUGUCCGGGGACAGUGUGUACAGUGGCCCAGUCUUUACAGCUGCCACCUCCACUGGCUAACCUCCUACAUACGCACACAAGCGCUGCCCGUUCCAACAGUUCUGACCAAAUUUUUACCCCACGCACACCCACACCCACACACAGACAAACAAAUGUCGUUUUCGCCUGUCUGGUCUGGUAAAUUAUGAACCCAAAUUAUGAACCCAAAUACACACACCAUUGCCGCUAAGAGACAAGCUGGCAACUCACACACACACACACACACACACACACACAGAUAAACACGCACACAGUUAUCUACCAAGAAUGGGAUGGCACAUAUAAUUGUGCUUUAACUGUUCGUUCUUCUGUACUUUCAGUGUUUUAUAUGUAAAGAGGUUGUUUUUAGCCUGAGUUGUUUAUUGAAGGAGAAAUCCUGUUCCAGCGUGCUGGAGACAUUUCUGAGACAAUGUGAUAGGAACCUCUCCUUUUGAUUUGAAAGAAACGUUCUUUUACGAUUUAAGGGGUUAAUAACAUCGACCAGAGUUGGUGUCCCUCUUAAGCAAGUGUUUCUGAUGACCGCUAUUUACUGGAAGCAUGCUGUGAGUUCAUCAGGAGAAGAAAUCAUUAAAGCAAAACAUGACCAAAUGGGUGUGAAGACCUAAAGACAAGUAAGGAGAAGUACACUGCUGAGAGACCAUUGGAAAUUUCGAAGAGAUGUUCCUGACAUUUUUUGCCUAGUCUUGAGUUCAAAAGGCAAGAUUGUUGAGUGCCAGAUUUUAAGUAGUUGUAGACUCCUCUCAUCUCUGCAAAUAGAUUUUUGUAAAUAACUCUUUGUGUCCUGCCUACAGUAUAUUGCCCUGCUCCAUAAGUUUCUCUUAGUUUCUUAACCUUUCACUGUUCCCGUUUUAACUAUAGUAAGUGCUACGUUUAUUUACGCAGGCAAGAGUGUGGGGGUGGCUAGAGGUGACCUUUGCCACAUGAUUGUAAUGUGAGAACCAGGUUGCUGGAAGCGGUGUUCAUGCGCCUUUUGAGUCUUUGCUUUGACUGUGAUGAGUUUAGAAUCCAAUGGCUGCUAGUGCACCACCCAACAUUAAUGUUCUACAUUAUAGGUAAAUGGGAUGUUAUAUCCCCCAAUCCACUGGUUUUUGAAGAUCCCAAAAGGCACUACAUAGAUUCUGUUCA
Megalops cyprinoides (Indo-Pacific tarpon) is the source of this 6067-nucleotide messenger RNA. RefSeq names its product protein SON-like. NCBI's taxonomy places the organism in Eukaryota, Metazoa, Chordata, Actinopteri, Elopiformes, Megalopidae. Gene Ontology annotation, biological process: regulation of mRNA splicing, via spliceosome; regulation of cell cycle. The transcript is spliced from 14 exons. The record is from RefSeq and is a predicted model, not a curated record. Gene Ontology annotation, molecular function: RNA binding. The coding region runs from base 32 to 4963 and encodes 1643 amino acids.